UUUCUACUCUAUGAGGAAAUGGGAGUUGCUUUAGGAUGCACUUCCUCUGAAUUAGUGGCGCAACAUUUCCAGUAAAAGCUUUUCACAGCAGGAAGACUGUGAGCCUCUGGCAUUACACAGUAAGCAAAUGAGUCAUAACUGAGUUGGAUUGUUGUUUUUUCGAAGGAGAAGUGGAAUGAAUCGCUUCAGCAUGGAGUUAAAGAGGCGUGACAGGAUGUCUUUUGUCCUGCUUAUUUUGUGGACUAUUCCUACUAUAACAGCUCUCUCUGGCCUAAAUCUUGACUGUACCAACGACUAUGAUGAAUCGAUGUUUUGCCACUUUGAAGCGCAAAACUGCAAUGAAUACAAUUUGACUCUCCGGAGCAACGAAGGUUAUGGGGAGCCGCGUUGCAUUAUCAAACAGUGUGACGAUGGACAGUGUUGCUGCUCUUUCGAUGAAAUGAUACUUGUUCUUGGGGAGAGUCAUACAGCAAUAGUUUGGAAAGGAGGCGAUAGCAUGGAGUCCAAAAACAUCGACAUCACAUCCAGCAUAAAGCCCAAAACCCCAACAAUCAUCUCAGUGAACGAAUCCAAUGGGAAUUAUGAAGUCAAGUGGAGGACAAACUACUACAACAAAAAACCGUUUUUCAGUGAUAGUUUGAUGGCUAAAGUGACUUACCAUAUAAAAGGAGACACUCAAGAGGAAUCUAAAUUGAUCAAGCCGACUACACAUGACGGACUGAAUAACUAUGAAAUAUCUGGUCGAGACUUGAAAUCAAGUACAACAUAUGUGGUCAGCGUCAAAAGCUACACAGACAUUAGUGACAAGUUCAGUGACCGUAGUGAAGAGAUGGAAUUCACAACCCCUAUAAACCCUGCUGUCCUGGCCUUGGUUAUCAUCAUCAGCCUCAGUGUUGCUGCAGUCAUCAUCACCGCUGCUAUAUACGUCUGUUAUGUAAAGCUCAAAACAAAGUGGUGGGACACAGUUGCCAAAUGUCCAAAUCCCAAACUUCUGAUUAUGCAUCCAAGCAAACCGGAGCUCUUGAAGACUGUGCAACCCAUCAUCUCCUCUGUCUGUGUUGAGCCCUUUGUUCCAGAUGACAGCAAACCAUGGUCAAAGGGGUCACUGAGCAAUAGCAGUGGGUGCUUUGAGCAAAGCAGUGGAUUCAGUACCGGCUCUUCUUGUCUCAGUUAUGCUAAUACAGAACCUGCUGACAUUAUAGCCGGUGUUCAGGAUGCCCUUGGUAAAGCCUUCGCCAAUAUCAGCCCGGUAUCACCUUUGACCACCAAUCCACUAGCAGAAUUAAACAAAGGCGGCGGUUUGCUCUCCUCUCCCUACAACCCCUGUGGUGUCAGAGCUGAUGAAUGGAGUUCUGGAUCAUCUGGCUUCGACAAUAAAUCCUACUCCAUCCUCAUUCCCAGCUGCCCACAUCAGAUUGUGACGGACAGCUCUGAGGUCCAGACGCAGGCUGAAAUGCGUUGUGACUCUGCAUACCAUCCUAUUGCGGGCGACGUUGAGCCCUCUGUUGACCAACAGGCACCAGCUUGUCCGCUUGUUGAUUUUCCACCAGUGGUUUUAUCUGUUAUGCCAACAGACAUGUCAUAUCAGCAGAGCAAUGCAGAUUCUGGGGGAUUUCCAAAUGCAGAAGACUCCAGUUUGUCCUCCGUCUCUAGUGGCACCAACACAGUUGCGCCAUGCGAUCCUGUGACCAGAGUUGAGGCCGGGCGUGAGAGCUCUGAUGAGGCGGUGCAAGGCGCGACAAAGCCACAUGGGAAAACUGAAGGGGCUGAUGAAAACCCCUGCUACGGCUCUGUGCCCGCAGGCUCACGCAGCCUUCCUCCAGUGGAUGACGACUACCAGCCAUUUCACAACCUGGUGGAGCAGCCUGAUGUUUUGUUUUCAGAGGAGAGAAGUGAUGAGGAAGAGGAACAUUUGAACAAAUAUCCAGGGGAAUCGUUCAACAAGAUGCCUCAGAGCUUCUUAAGCCCAGAUUUCAUUAACAAUGUCCAGGGUGACCGGUAUCUCUCUGAGCUCCAAAGACCUUUUCUCCCCUUGAUCCCUGCUGACCAGUCAAAGCCAUUAUUCACAGACAGCGGCUAUCAGUGUGUGUAGCGCAGAAAUUUUAUGCAUUCAUUUUUUGUGCUUCUUUAAAUUAUUGUGAAACAUUGUUGAGAAAUUCAGAAGAAGAGGGAGAGGAGGAUGUAACAGACUGUGUCUGGUGAAGGAGGGGUAAACCCUGGACAGGUCGCCAGACUGUCACAGGGCUGACACAUAGAGACAGACAACCAUUCACGCUCACAUUCAUACCUAUGGGCAAUUUAGAGUCAACAAUUAACCUGCAUGUCUUUGGACCGUGGGAGGAAACCGGAGAACCCGGAGAAAACCCAAGCUAAUGUAGAUGUUCAAAUCUGUAACAUGACUCAAGUUCAAAAGUUAAUUGAACUUGGAAACAGCAGCAAAACAAUCUCACCUCUCAAGAUCCAUUUAGCUUGUGCUGUGUUCAAAACGUCAAGUCACAUUUUGAGCACAGAUAACUUCUGUUAUGAUUUGACGCUAUGUAAAAAUAAAUUGAAUUGAAUUUAAUUUAAUUUGCACUGU
Messenger RNA from Sebastes umbrosus (honeycomb rockfish), 2578 nucleotides. RefSeq lists its product as uncharacterized. Bases 176 to 2092 code for a protein of 638 amino acids. Gene Ontology annotation, molecular function: protein binding. Lineage: Eukaryota; Metazoa; Chordata; Actinopteri; Perciformes; Sebastidae. The record is from RefSeq and is a predicted model, not a curated record. The transcript has 10 exons.